CUUUUUUUCUUUUUUACUUUCGCUCUUUUCCUCCCGCAGUGAUGAAAACACAUGUAGCUGGCUUCGGCCGGCUGCUUACCAUUCCCCGCAUAGCAAUGGCCUUGUUAUUAUACACCACCUUCAUCUACUUCGCCAUUAUAAGUCUUACUGAAACUUCACUCCCGACCAUAACACCUGCUCAUAAACGAGCCCUCGACUUGUUAUCAUCCGACCAAGGCCAAUUUAUCAUAGAAAACCUGCAAAAAAUAUCGGAUAGGAUUCGAGAAGAAGAAGAAGAAGUCAAAGUCCCAUCCUCAGAACAGGAGAACAGUCAAGAACGUGUUACAUACGACUACGACAGCAUCGCUCGUAACACUGACCCAAACCACACCAAAGCGCAUUUACAGUUCUGGCAGAAUUUGGCACCCAAAGCUAUCGAAACAUAUAAGCAAGAUUGGAGGAAGUUUGUUUCCAAUCUUUUACCUUACUCUUCUUUCCAAAGCAAAUAUGAAGGAACAGGAAUUGUGUUCACAGCAGGCAACAAAGACACUCUGAACCGAACGCUAACCAUCAUUAGCAUCAUGCGAGAUUUUGGCUGUAAUUUACCUGUGGAGGUUUGGCAUCUAUCUGAUGAAACACCUAGUGCAAAGGAAGUCAAGCAACUGGAGGCUCUGAAUGCUGUUAGCAAAGAUCUGUCAGACUCCAAUUUAGUCCGACCAGUCCAAAAAAAGAGAGAUGCUGAGAAACAAUUCCAGAUUAAAGCUGCAGCUAUCAUUAAUUCUGAGUUUCAGAAGGUGUUGUAUUUGGAUUCUGAUAAUAUUCCUACACGCAAUCCAGAAUAUCUGUUUCACAGCAAAGAGUUUGAGGAGACUGGCGCAUUAUUUUGGCCAGACUUUUGGAAAACGCAUCCUGAGAAUCGAAUAUAUGAUAUCCUCGAUAUUCCUUGUAGUGAUACUUGGGAACAAGAGUCUGGACAGAUUUACCUGGAUAAAGAAAGAACUUGGGUCCCACUACAGUUAGCCUGGUAUUUGCAAAGCCAUCAUGAACUUUAUUUCCAAUUAUUGAACGGCGAUAAAGAUACGUUUAAAUACGCUUGGGAGGCGUUGGGCGCACCAUACCAUAUGGCGGAAACUUUUCUAGGUAUGGCUGGCACCAUGGUAGAAGGUCGGUACUGCGGACACACCAUGGUUCAAUAUGAUUUGUACAGUUCUGGGUACGGCGAGGCGAGCCCGUUGUUUAUCCAUGCCAAUUUACUCAAGAUCACGGAUAAGACCCAUUUCGAGCAAGGAGGAAAGGAACGACCUUGGGAUACAUUGAAACGAUAUACCGCCACUCGAGGAAACACAUGGCUCCACCCGGAAUUCUACAUAGCACCCUUAGGUCGUGCAUGCAUGGACUUUACACACCCUAACGGUGAACCAGAAGUUAUUUUAGAGCCAUUUGAUGAUAUCUUACCCGGCUUCCAGCAGAGAUACUUCGAACUAGGUGGGAAAGGCGGUGAGAAGAGAGUAGUCGAAGCGUAAAAAAGGAGUGCAGUGGAAAUGUACAGAAAAACCUACCACACGUUGCACUGGUAAUUUAAUGAAAAGUUCGCACCACAUCCAAAAUAGAAAUUUGAAAGUGUGUGGUCGAUGAUAAAGCUAGCAAAUUGUAUGAUUUCGCUUCAUGCUUACCCCCACAUUGCGUUGGAAGUCAGUACGUUCCUGAAAAUAAUAAACGUAUGUGACACACUCAUGGUGCUGAAACGCAGGACCCAUAUGCAUC
Umbelopsis ramanniana AG is the source of this 1743-nucleotide messenger RNA. RefSeq lists its product as uncharacterized. Gene Ontology annotation, cellular component: Golgi apparatus. Bases 42 to 1502 code for a protein of 486 amino acids. The transcript has 5 exons. The record is from RefSeq and is a predicted model, not a curated record. Lineage: Eukaryota; Fungi; Mucoromycota; Umbelopsidomycetes; Umbelopsidales; Umbelopsidaceae. Gene Ontology annotation, biological process: mannan biosynthetic process. Gene Ontology annotation, molecular function: alpha-1,2-mannosyltransferase activity.